AUGUCUACACAACAGCCUCUCCGCCUGGGAUGGAUAGGCCUAGGAUCAAUGGGCCUAGCCAUGGCGACCAACAUCCAGAAACAUCUCUCACAGCACAAUCUACCACCACUGAAGUACUGGAACCGAACUCUCUCACGAGGUGACAGCCUGAAAGACAUCGGAGGCACACCCUGUUCAUCGAUCACAGAACUAGUUCGAAACUGCGAUGUGAUAUUCAUUUCCGUAAGCGACGACACAGCCCUCCAAACCAUAACUUCCACCAUCCUCUCCAGCGGCCCCAUUACAGCCAAAACCAUAAUCGACACAACAACCGUCCACCCCACCACCACAUCAACCAUAACAGCGCAGUUCACCUCUACAGGCGCACACUACAUCGCCGCCCCCGUCUUCGGCGCCACACCCCUCGCCCAAGCCGGUCGUUUGCUGAUGGCUAUCGCGGGGCCUACAUCUGCCAUCACCCCCAUCCUGCCCUUCCUAGAAAACGUAAUCGCGCGCGCGGUCAUUAGAGUGGGCGAAGAACCAUCCCAAGCACUUCUGCUGAAAACAACAAGCAACUUCAUAACCGCCGGUCUCAUGCUGCUCCUUAGUGAAGCCCACGUGUUGGCUUCUAAAACCGGUCUUCCCUCAUCCGUCCUCGAAUCGCUUAUUGAAGAGAACUUCGGUGCGUACGCACACGGCGUGUCGAAACGGUUGACGAGUGGGAGUUACUUUCCGCCGGAGGGCCAGGCGCCUUCUUCGGGGUUGGAGCUGGGGAUUAAGGAUGUGGGUCAUGGGGUUAGUCUUGCAAGGGAGAACGGGAUGAAGCUGGGGAUUGGAGAGAUGUAUCUGGAGGCUGCGGAGGAGGCGAGGGCGUAUGGGGAGGAGAGGGGGAGGAGGUGUGAUAGUAGUGCUGUUUUUGGAGUGGUCAGAAAGAGGGCUGGAUUGGAGUUUGAGACUGAAGUGGUUAGGGAGAGGGAUGCUGAUGGAGGAGAGAAGAUGAAGUGA
Alternaria metachromatica is the source of this 984-nucleotide messenger RNA. RefSeq lists its product as uncharacterized. The coding region runs from base 1 to 984 and encodes 327 amino acids. Gene Ontology annotation, molecular function: oxidoreductase activity, acting on the CH-OH group of donors, NAD or NADP as acceptor; NADP binding. The record is from RefSeq and is a predicted model, not a curated record. Lineage: Eukaryota; Fungi; Ascomycota; Dothideomycetes; Pleosporales; Pleosporaceae. The transcript is spliced from 2 exons.